GGUAAUGCAGUAUAUGAUUGACAGUUGAAUAAUAUUUCAGCUGACUUUUCUAAGGCCGCUAAUGUUGUUUAGUAUAAUUUAACAAUAAUUUUGAUAAGUUUAUGUUCCUAGCCAAGCAGUAAAUUAAUAUUAAACAAUUAUAAAUCUAAGUACUGGAUGAGUACAAUAACACAAUGUUAAGACAGGUUAUAUGCGGUUUUCAACGUGCAAUAACUAUACAAACAAAUUGCACACCGCAGGGCAUUAUUGCACUUCAGCAUAAACUUUUUCAUAAUGAAAACCAUAUGACAUUAUGUAAAAAUAACGGUAUAGCGUUAAAUACACAGGAUGACUUUAAAACCAAUACAUUAUAUGAUAGCGAUACAGAUUAUAUUGUACCCUAUCCAAGGGACGAGGAGGGCCGAAAAAAUGGACAUGUAUUUGUCGCUGCAUUGCGUACACGUUUUAGAUUAAAGAAUGAUGAAAUACGACAAAUACUUAAAGAUGAGACAGUACAGCGUGCCUGCCGUGAACGAGCCUUAGUAUAUUCAUUAGACAUACUGCUUGCAGAGGGUGUGAGUAAGGCUAGCUGUUUGGAGUAUCCAUGGCUUCUAACGAUUGAAAAAUCACGCUUGGAACUAAAGUUAAAACAAUUAAAAUUAUUAAAGAUGCGAGAUAUAAAUCAUUGGGUGCCUUUCUUGAAACUUAGUGUAACACGUUUACAUUCACUUUGUUCUGGUUUACGUCGUGAAGCAGAUAUAGUUCCUUAUGGCAAUCGUGUUUAUUAUAUAAGUGAAAAAUUAGGAGUUGAUCCUCAAGUGGUAACAAAAUAUUUGUCAAAACGUUUAUUUAUAUUAGAGAUGCCUUUCGAUAUUUUUGAAUCAAAUCUGAAGCAUAUGAUUGACUAUAAUGUCUCACCCAUGAAUUUGUUAAAAGAUUUAUGGGCGUUUCGUUAUACACCAAAAUCAGUAAAAAAUCGUCUAGAACGUGUAAAGGUUGCCAAAAAAGAGAAAGUUAUGCCAUGGAUGAUACGGUGUCCGGAAAAUAUAUUGCAGAGGUCUAUAAAACUAACGCUAGACGAACUGGCAGUGCUAGGCAAUAAAACUGUAGCAAAAUACUUGGGCGAACGCUUGCAAUUCACUGAAGUUGAAGCUAAAGCUAUAAUGGCAAAACAUCCGCAAGUACAACGAGUUAGAGUAACUAAGAUUAAGGAGGUUUUGGAUUAUUUACUGGGAGAAGGUGGUUUCUCGCGUUUCGAUAUUGCACAAGUGCCGCGUAUACUCUGUCAUAGUUUGGAAACUACAAAGUUUCGCAUUGAAGAGUUGAAAUCAAUAGGUUGUCGUCCGAGCACAUUAGUAAUAAUUUGUCGCAGUAAACGAGAAUAUGAGAAAUUUGUAAAGCAGUGGAUGGAUACCCGAAACAAAUCACAUACUUUCAACGAAUCCGCAGAAGACAAUAAGUCCACGUAAUAUGAAAUAUUAGUAAGGCCUGCAACGCUCGUUAAUUUUGAAUUACUUUGCUAAACCUAAUAUACGUAAAAAAAGUUUAAACACGCUUCACCAUAUAUUUCAGCUCUUCAAUACUUUAAAGAUCGCUUUAAAUGUUAAGUUGAAAAUCACUUUAUUGAGUUUAGUUUUACAAUAAAAAAAAUAAAAUUACUUUAAGAUUAGAUGCAGAAAAACUAACCAGAAAUACUUUGUAAACUAAAAUGUAAAAAAUAUUUGUUAAAAAGAUUACCUAAAAUGUUUG
Molecule: messenger RNA, 1728 nt
Organism: Teleopsis dalmanni
Lineage: Eukaryota; Metazoa; Arthropoda; Insecta; Diptera; Diopsidae
Product: transcription termination factor, mitochondrial-like
Exons: 4
Coding region: 174-1448 (424 amino acids)
Biological process (GO): regulation of DNA-templated transcription; termination of mitochondrial transcription
Cellular component (GO): mitochondrial matrix
Molecular function (GO): double-stranded DNA binding
Source: RefSeq, a predicted model, not a curated record